AUGAAUCACGGCCAACAAUCUGGCGAGGCAAAGCAUGAAGAUGAUGCUGCUCUUACAGAGUUCCUUGCUUCUCUGAUGGAUUAUACUCCUACUAUUCCUGAUGAUCUAGUGGAGCACUACUUGGCUAAGAGUGGGUUUCAGUGCCCCGACGUUCGAUUGAUAAGACUAGUUGCUGUGGCUACACAAAAGUUUGUUGCAGAUGUUGCAAGCGACGCCCUUCAGCACUGCAAGGCUAGACCAGCACCAGUUGUGAAAGACAAAAAACAGCAAAAGGAUAAGCGUUUGAUAUUGACAAUGGAAGACCUUUCAAAAGCUUUGCGUGAGUAUGGAGUGAACGUGAAGCAUCCAGAAUAUUUUGCGGAUAGCCCUUCGACCGGAAUGGAUCCUGCGACAAGGGACGAAUAG
Messenger RNA from Microthlaspi erraticum, 405 nucleotides. The record is from the annotation of a GenBank genome assembly. Lineage: Eukaryota; Viridiplantae; Streptophyta; Magnoliopsida; Brassicales; Brassicaceae.